CUCAACCUGCCAAAUACCAAUUACCUGGCAUUGACAGAGCACACUAACAACAAAACUGUUGGAUUUAAGGGAUACAUAAUCACUGUAUUCCCUUACUGCGUAGAGUUGUAGCUUUUUCAAUCAAGGAAUGUAAUAUACUCUGGCAGAUGGAUGUGAAGAUGAAAUAUCUAUGCUGUAAUCCCCUCAAUUCUUCAACACAGGCUGGUGUCUGACAUCAGGAAGUUGGCAUCAGUCUAGACUUCUAACAAAGCUCAAUGCCAGAAAAUUGGACUUGCUCAACUUGAUUUUAGAACUUGCUCAACUUGUUUUCCAUGUGUCGCCAGAAACACAGAGGUGUGCUGAUGGGGUUGUGUAUGGACAUAUCUGACAACAGUUGAUAAUCACAGAUGAAGAAAACAAGUGCUUGAGGAUCAAAGUGGUACAAACCUCAAUGUGUCAAAUUUGAGGAAAAUUAUGAAAGCAAUGUUUUUGUGGUGGUCGCUUGCAAUCCUUCUCUUGAUCCAGAUUGUCGCUUCAGCUUUGGAGUUGGAAAUGCUUGACUAUAAGAGUGAACACUUCACCUGCUCAAAGGGUAUCUCUAACUGCACAGUGAAGGCAGGUGCUGUGGUUCUGAUCCCAGAGUGUCCUGUCGAUCUGGAGGUGCAGCCGGUGCUGUGCUGCAGACAGGGCACGGCAUGCAGACCCUGCCUACACAUUCACCUUGACAUCCAGCCCAGAAACCACCAGACAGCAUCAUAUAUGAAUGUAUGUUACAACGUACCAGAACUAGGAAUGGAGAUUUGCAAGAUUCUGGAAUUCACAGUGAUCCCUGCUGCUCUGGAUGGGCAAGCUACAUCCAAGCAGGCAUGGCUGUCACUGCUGCUUAAAGAUAAUGCAGUGUCCUUCAACAGUCAGGUGACUGUGUAUGUUUGUUCCCACCACUCGAAAGUGGUGCUUCCCUCAGUGGAUGAAGUGUGCUCAUCUGCUGCACAGGGGGUUGUAGAAGAGUGUGACAGACACUCUCCCAGAAGGAUGUUGACAUGUUCAGUCCCUAGUUUCAGCGCUCUGAUUGAUCAGGAAAGUCAUGAGGUGAGGCUGCAAGUCAACAAGGCAGAUGACAGCCCCUACCCACUGGAAAUGUGCCUACAACAUGAAGUUAAUGGAGUGUGCAGGACCUGUAAGGAGAGUACAGUUCCACUGCACUCUGUCACCCCCUGCAUGUGCUUCCAGGUGUGGUGGAAUAAAGGAGACGAGAGGUCUCAUCGAUCCAUUAGCUGUCCCUUUAGAAACCACACCGAGCUGCUGCAGAGGAAUGUAUGGGAGAAUGUGUCAGUAUCUGUGGUGCAGGGCCAAAUGAACAGUGGUGGUGCCAUGCUAUCCUGGAACCUGACUGCCCCCUGUAGGGUGGAGGCAGAAGUGUGGCCCUGCCAGAAAGGUGCAGGCUUGGACAUGGACAGGUGCACAGAGCUGGUUGCCUUUAGGCAGCGUCUGUCAGAUGACAUUUGGAGGGAAAACAGCAGGGGACACUGGCUGAUGCCCGGUGUGUUUGAGGAUGUCGUACUUGGCCUUGAUCUCUGUGUGAUGGUAAAAGGGAAGAACAGUGAGCUUGGCCCCUUCUGUCCCAUUGACUCCAGUUGGUGGCACUGGCGCUGGAGUCUGUUGGUCCUGCUCUCCCUGAUGCUGGCUCUCCUAGCAGCAAUUUGUCUAUAUUUCCUGCAUGGUAAACUGAAACGGUGGGCAUGGGAAUGGUACCAGAAGGAGUGUGGUCGAUUAGCCUACAGGGGACACAUAGUGCUGCUGAGCCCACCGGACGUGGAUGGCUCUGUGUCAGAGCUGGUGUGUGAGCUCGGUUCCUCUCUGUGUGCCCAGGGCUUUAGUGUCUCUGUGGACCUGUGGAGUCGGGCUGAGCUGUGCUCUCUGGGGCCCCUGCCAUGGCUGCACUCCCAGCUGCAGCACCUGGACAGUCAAGGGAUCCGGGCAAUACUGGUACUGACACAGGCAGCCUGGGAGAGGGCAGAGGACUGGGUCCGACAGUGGGACCAGCAGGGCCAACAGGGAAAGGAUAUAGUCCAGGGAGUGAAGAAGGAGGAGGGGGGUGAGGAGAUGGAGGGGGAGGAUAAUGGGCUUCUCCAGGGCUUGUCCUCCCCGUAUGCAGACGUGUUCAGUGCUGCUCUGAGCUGCAUCAAGGCAGAACACAAACUGGGCUGUGCUGGAGAGCGCUUCCUCCUGGUGCACUUUGAGGCCCAUUCUGCCAAGCCCCCCAUCAGUGAGAGGGGUCUCCCAGAGCUGUUUCAAGGGCUGCCCAUGUUCCAUCUGCCCUCCCAGAGCCAGGGGCUUCUCGCUGAGCUGGCCAUGGGGCCCACAGGGCCCGAGGCUGGUAUAGGUGGACAUAGGGUCUGAAGGAAGCUACACAGAGACUGUCUGGGGGACUUAUGCUUUUGUGGAGAGACUCAGGGGGGUACCUGAUUAAGGAACUGCCUCAUAAGUGUGUUGUCACUGGAUCGCAGGCCGUGCCGUUACAGCAGAACAGUCACCCUGAGAUCAAAUCUACUCCAACCACUAAGACAAUACCGGCCCCCCUCAUCACCACAAUAACCCCAGACUUUACAUUCACACUGAAUACACUGGACAUGCAAUGUGUUGGAUGCAGAAGCCUUGGAUUGUAUUUGGUGAUGUUAUGAGGGCUUUUAUUGAGCCAAUACACAGUGUGUAACCUACAGUAGGCGUACACCUUCUGGAAGGACUUCUAUGUGUGAAUUAUUAUGUAGGCUACAUGAAAUGUUUAACAAUUGUUCUUUAUCUUACUCUUAAUUCAUGAUUUGUCGAUAGAAAUGUCUGAAAGGCCUAUUGGAAUAUUUGCUGGAUCAAAACUCAAGAUAGGACAAACCUGAAUGAUAUGCAGUAAUCUAGAGGUUAGAGAGGCAGACCAACAACUGUUAAGGAGUGUACAUUAACAUACAAAAGCUGUCCUCAUUCUUCAACUCCAGUUAUGAUAUUGGCAAAUAAUGUUUCUGGUUUCUGAAAGUACAGAAUAAAGAGGAACUAUUCAUUAGAAUACAAUAUAAGGAUAUAGCAAUAAAACAAUACUACAAAGAAGUAACAUAAUAAACACUGCUAUAAAAAAAAUAGUUUAUUGCAUUGACAAAAUCACAGAUUUGAGUUAUAACAGUAAGAAACUAACUUUUGAACUCCACAAGGGGGCAAGGCAGGGCAGAACAGAGCUAUGCUGAAUAGACCAAAUAAACAAACCAUGGUCAUAUUUUUUAUUUAUUUAACUAGGCAAGUAAUUUAAGAACAAAAUAUUAUUUACAAUGAUGGCCUACACCGGCCAAACUCGGACAACGCUGGGCCAAUUGUGCGCUGCACUAUGGGACUCCCAAUCACAGCCAGUUGUGAUACAGCCUGGAUUUGAACCAGGGUGUCUGUAGUGCCAUAGACCGCUGCGCCACUUGGAAGUCAUAAGGACAGGGUAGCUUCAAAAUACAACACAUGCUAAUAGUUUUCUGAUGCAAUUAGCAUCAUUUUACAGAGCUAAUAGAAUAAUGUAGCUAGGUAAGCAUGAUUGACAAUAACACCACAAAGGUUAUAAAAUGAGUAACGUUACCUCACGUGUCCGCGGUGAUAAAGAAUAUACACAAAUAUAUUAUGCUCCAUACAUACAGUAAGCUACAAUAGAAAUGUGGAAUAGAAAAUGUGAACACGUGUGCAGAUCCUGUUCUGACGGGAGAUGAGCAAAUGUCUGCAGACGUGAACUGCACAAACAAUUGGGAAGUGCUUGGGGAAUUUUGUCCGUUUCAGAAAUGUCCCAAAAAUGUAAUUAUCCGCAAAAGUAAAAAUGACUAUUUUUAUGUGAAUGAAUGAGGAGGCGGAACACGCCUAAAUUCAAACUGUUUUUAGAAAAUAAAAACUUGCUUGAAAAUAAUUUGAAAUGGAAGUUAAAACAACCUAUAAAUGUAAACAGGCUGCGUGCUUUAGUUUGAGGGCAGCGCGGAUAAAAUGUACUGUUACGUAUCAAUCACAUUCGGGAAUGGAGAGAACAUUCUAACAUCACGUGCAUAAAAAAAACUCACGCUGGGGCGACCGUUAGAGAUAUUUGGAACUCACGCAUGAAAGCGUUAAAAGUCAGGUAAUAGCGUUUAAUUCAAGUGAGUACUGCCUCUAAAUACAAAGAACAUGACAUUUUAAGGAGAGAACAUAAAAUGACUUCAUCAGUUUCUCACACUCUCUCCGAUCCUCACAAUAGCGCAGUGUCUUCAGAUCUGGAGACUGUCUUCUACUCCCCUCAUAAAACAAACAUUCCAAUGUGUCUAAAAGAUAUACUUUUCUCCACUAAUGGAACAUCAAACAAACAUUCUUAUCUGUCUGAAAAGAUAUAUGCCAUCCCUCUCCCUAAAACCCGCAAGGUACAGACAAUUAAUUUGUUUUACCUACAUUUUCGGUCCUAGUUUAACCAAGAACCCAUACAUUUCAUAUCAUAACAUAAUAGUAUUAAAAUAGAUGGUUCUAAUUUAAAUGUAUACAUAAUUAAUCAUUUCAACCAUAAUUUCCUCCAACAGCAACAUAGCUGACUUGAGCCAUUGUCAACAGUUUCAGGGCCAUUGGGCCUUUCUCGUGAUGGAAAAAUACAGAAUAACAUGAAGACAGGAACUGUACCGUCUUUUGUUAGAUAACAGGAGCCAGGUGUGUGAUAACUGUAUCGAGAGUAUGAGCGCAUAGAUAUUCUACACAACAACGCCUGACCGCUGAAGCGCCUGGGGGCUGGGACCAGUUCGUGCGCCAACAAUCAACAAUAGGCUGGGUGAGUUUAAACCACGCCCAGUCUCUACUCUGUGACAGGCCGUCUCGGAAGCAGGAACUAUUUCUGUCAGAGUAUAUUAUACUAACUUUUUCAGGAACAAGUCAGUUCUCUGUUCUACCCUGCGUGGUGUUACAGCGAACCCGUAUAUACGAAAAUUGCAUUUACCACGUAUUGCUUAGCUAACAAAAAGUACACAGCAUACAAUCGGUGACUCAGUGUCAUACUUCUCCUGAUACCAGAUUCAAUUGACGCAACCAUUAACAGUAGGUGAGUGGGACAGUGGGAUAGUGUGCGUGUGAGUAUGUCACAGAGUGUGUCUUUCUCUAAAUCCUGUGUGGCUCAGUUGGUAAAGCAUGGCGCUUGUAACUUUUUUAUUUUAUUUACAUUUUUUAAGUUAACCUUUAACCAGGCAAGUCAGUUAUGAACAAAUUCUUAUUUACAAUGAAGGCCUACACCGUCCAAACCUGGAUGACGCUGGGCCAAUUGUGUGCCGCCCUAUGGGACUCCCAAUCACGGUCAGUUGUGGGUUUGAUUCCUUGAUUCCCACGGGAAAACAGUACGAAAAUGUAUACACUCACUACUGUACGUCGCUCUGGAUAAGAGCGUGUGCUAAUUUACUAAAAUGUCAAUGACAAUUUUGGCGUAUGUGUUUAUAUGCAUUAGUUUAUAAAAAAUACUGUACUGAAAUUUAUAUAAUACCUGCUCUGUUCCUAUAAUACCUGCUCUGUUCUGUUCCUACAAUACCUGCUCUGUUCUGUUCCUAUAAUACCUGUUCUGUUCCUAUAAUACCUGCUCUGUUCUGUUCCUAUAAUACCUGUUAUGUUCCUAUUAAAGGGCAACCGAUUAUGAUUUUGUCA
Molecule: messenger RNA, 5634 nt
Organism: Oncorhynchus gorbuscha (pink salmon)
Lineage: Eukaryota; Metazoa; Chordata; Actinopteri; Salmoniformes; Salmonidae
Product: interleukin-17 receptor C-like
Exons: 16
Coding region: 454-2379 (641 amino acids)
Molecular function (GO): interleukin-17 receptor activity
Source: RefSeq, a predicted model, not a curated record